Messenger RNA from Phalacrocorax carbo (great cormorant), 2852 nucleotides. NCBI's taxonomy places the organism in Eukaryota, Metazoa, Chordata, Aves, Suliformes, Phalacrocoracidae. The record is from RefSeq and is a predicted model, not a curated record.
AGCUGCUGGGAAGGAACCCUCGUCUUUGAAGCUACCCCGAGCAGAUGACUGACAAAGUAAUGAACGGGAGGGUGCCCCUGCCUGAAAAAGCCUUGUCGGAGGGCUAUGCCCGGCUGCGGUACAGGGACACCUCUCUGCUCAUCUGGCAGCAGCAGCAGCAGAAACUGGAGUCGGCCCCCCCCAACACUUACCUGAGCCGGAGUCGGAGCAUGUGGUACUCGCAGUACGGCAACGAAGCCAUCCUGGUGCGGGACAAAAACAAGCUGGAUGUCUCCAGGGACACGGGGCAGUCCAAGUUUUGUGCUAUUAUGUAGUUUUGGUGGGUUUGCAUUAGAAAUCCACGCGUGGAGGCAAACCAGACUUGCAUCGAGCUGGGGGAGAUGGGUUUGCACCAUCCUCCCGACAGACCCACGCUAAAGCAGUGUGCACGGGAUAGGCCAGAAAGGGCCAUCUGAAGUUUACGUUUGUUUUUGCUGUUGGUAGCGUCAGAUUUUGCAUGUCAUUGAGUGCGUACGAUCAAAACAGUCUCGCUCGGGAACUCACGAGGCCGUGUUUGCUGCCUAGCAUCUUGGCAGGGUCUGUGCCGGACCAUGUGUUGCUUGUAAGUGGCUUGUGUACCGUGAGAAACAGCCGCUGUCGUUCGGGAGCCAUCCCCAGCAGGCACUUUGACUUGCUAGUCCUUACACGUCGCCAAAGCUCUGCGAAUGCUGGCGGGAGAGGGGCGAGCGCAGAUCCGUUCCCAUCGAGGCUGGGAUUUUAGGAAGGUGAUCUGCAGCUACCCGGCCGUUACUUGUUCUGCUUGCCCCGUCUCCCUUUAAUUACUGCACUGGAAGUGGUCGCUUACAACCAGGUAACGAGGUUGUAUUGUGGAGGGAGAAGGGGAAAGAAGGUAUGAGAAUUUCAUCUGAGCCUUCCAAACACCCGGCGUGUUUUGCGUUUCAUCCUGUGCAAAGCAAAGGGCCCUUUGUGGUGCCGCCGAUUGGUGUCAUGGAAAUAGCAGGCAGGGUUUCUGGAGCCAGUGGAGCUGACUCCCUUCACGCAGGUAGAUUCCCAGCCCGUGCUUCAGGAACAGAUCGCCAUGUGAACCGCUUGAAAGGGAGGGACAGGCCCAGGAGAGCAAGAGGAAGAAAGUGCCUGUAAAUACACACGUCUCCUGCUAAGGGACACAAGGAAACUCCUGCACGGGAUGUACCUGCCGCCAGAGAUCAGUUACAGAAGGAAAGGGCCUACUGACCUUUGCUUUGCAUUUCAGUUUUAAUGUGCGCAGCAGCUUGGAAGGGUUUAUCUUCUGAUUCGGGUUGGGUAGUUGAUUUGGUGCCUGUAUUUUAAAAGUUGUGCCUGGGAGUUUCAAGUAACUGAAGGAUUUUAGGAGGGAAAAAUACUUCCUGGGAAUAGGGACUGCUUUCAGGCUGUUUCCCUUAGAGCUGAAUCUUGCUCAAAGCAAGAUCAAGCUGAGAAACUCAACCCAGCAAGCACCUAAAGCUUUGUUAAAAACAAAGCUGUACCACAUCCAGGGGUGCUAAUUAUGUGCCCAGGGCUCAGCAUUAGGGUAAAACACUGGGCUUAACUCACAGACUCUGUUUACGUCCUGCCUAGGACAUCCCCCUGCAACCCCGUGUGCCCAAGCAGCGCUUAGGUAUAGGCUUAACUUCAAGCAAAUCAGUAUUUGAUGUUGACUUCAGUAUUGAUUAUUGGGCUGCCUAAAAUUAGGCACAGUCAUUACUUAUAUCUAAACCCUCUUUUGGAUUUUUUCAAGCACUUUAUUUAUGUAACACCGCGAAGAAGAAUCUCUUCCACCUCUCCCGUGUGGGUUAAACGCUACAACACACCCCCUCAAGUUUGCUGGACUCAACGUGCUGAGCAGAACAUACCUGUUCUAACGCGCGGUCGUAGAGGUUCGACGUACUCAGCCCUGUAACACGUGUACGCACUGCAAACGUAGGCAGCUCGGUUUUUUUAAAGUACUAUUUAUGCAUGUGUUGAUGUUUGAUACCUUACGUGUGCGCUUUUAAAACUAAACCUGCUGACGGACCUCAGUGCUUCGCAGACCCCUGCAUCGCUCUGCACACCCAAAUAGUCCUCUCGACCUCGCCGGGACUAGCUCUGGCCGAGAAAUAGUUUGUUGAAGAGAUGUUUUUCACCUGGGGAAAAAGCACUGAACAGGAUUCACAAAACUGGCGAGACUUGGGAAGCUCCCGGACAGAGCGUGCUGUUCAAGGCAGGGCAUCGCCUGGGACGUGUCACCCAGGCAGGGCUCCCCUCCUCGGCUGAGCCAACGCGGGAGUGUUUAUGCAAGGGGGCGGGAGGCUGGUCCGGGAGCUCCCCCGGGAACUGCAGGUGGAAGCGACCUGGAGGGGCAGGAGGGGUAGGCUCAGGGCCUUUCCAGCAGCCCAGGGGAGCAUGUGAACUCUGGGAGUUUAAGGAACAGCACAUCCCUCCAACCAGCUGUUCAUUUUCUUUGCUUUUCUUAUAGAAAAAAAACACCACUUUUUUUUUUCUUCAGUAAGAAAGUUGAUUAUUUUGGGUAUAAUCAGUCUUUUUGUUUAUGUGGCUGGUAAACCAAAAUUCAGUUAUUUGAAGAGUGUUAAUUGGACUGUGAAAACCUCAAAGAUGUGAAUAUAUUCUUCCAGGAUUGUGGCUGGACAUGACAGAAGAGCGUGACUCGUUCUUCCACCUCUCUGUGAACGUGACCGUACUAUUUUCCGUAUCCGUGUGUCCUCAUUAGUCACAGCAGGUUUGUGGAGCGGCUGCUUCGAGCGAGCGUUUCUGUAAGCCGGUUGUGUGGUGUUGAUGCACUCGUUUGAAAUGCUGUUGUAGCCUUUGAGAAAGUGCAUUAAAAUGAUCCGAACGCA